Messenger RNA from Ixodes scapularis (black-legged tick), 1397 nucleotides. Its product is annotated as potassium channel subfamily K member 15. The record is from RefSeq and is a predicted model, not a curated record. Bases 123 to 1340 code for a protein of 405 amino acids. Gene Ontology annotation, cellular component: membrane. Gene Ontology annotation, biological process: potassium ion transmembrane transport; stabilization of membrane potential. Lineage: Eukaryota; Metazoa; Arthropoda; Arachnida; Ixodida; Ixodidae. The transcript is spliced from 4 exons. Gene Ontology annotation, molecular function: potassium ion leak channel activity.
ACGUGCUCUUUCGACGGCAGCGAGCGCAGUGCCCAGCUUCCCCGUGGGUUCAAAAUAGCGGCCCGCGCGCUCCGUACCGCGUCUCCGUCAGGAAGUCCCCUCCCCGCGACAGACCAGAGACAAUGCCGGAAACGCUGACGCGGUUCGCCCGGUGCCGGCGGUGCGCCCGCAUUUUCCUGACGCACCUGGUGUCCCAGGUGGGACUCUGUCUCCUGGUGGUGGCGUACGCCAUCGUGGGCGCCCUCAUCUUCCAGGCCAUCGAGUCCGGCAAAGAGGUCAAGCAGCGCCUGGAGGUGUCCCAGCUGCGGCGGCAGUGCCUUUUCGCCAUGUGGAACGUGACGGAGAAGCUGAACGUGCUGCACGACGUCGAGUGGAUGGCCAAGGUAGGCACGAAACUCAAGGAGUUCGAGGACAAGGUGGUGCUCGCAGUGCGCAACGACGGCUACGACGGCAAGGAGGUCUACGAGGAGUCCAUGCAGUGGUCCUUCUCGGGGGCCCUGCUCUACAGCAUCACCGUCAUCACUACCAUAGGGUACGGCAAUAUCGCGCCCAAGACGCCCGAGGGCAAGGUGGUCACCAUUCUGUACGCCAUCGUGGGUAUCCCGCUCAUGCUGCUCUGCCUGUCCAACAUCGGUAACAUCCUGGCGCACAGCUUCAAGUUCUUCUACAGCCACGUCUGCUGUCUCAUCUGCCACAAGGCCGACGCCGCCAACGCCAAGAUCAACACGCAGAACGCCGCGACGACCCAGAUCCCGUCCGAAGUGCUGGACGCCGUGGUCAGCGUGGCCAACUCGGUCCACAAGGGCCACAGCGUCGACGACGGCACGCCGACCAAGGAGCUCCGCAAGGACCCCCUGUCCCCGCCGGGGAGCCCCGAGAAGACGGCUCCCGCCGCCCCUGCGGCCCUGUCGGCCGCGAGCAAGGCGAACAACGGGACCGCUACCAAGCAUGUGACCACGUCGUCUGUCCCGCAGGAUCGCAUUCCCGUGUACCUGGUCCUUUUGCUGGUGACCGGUUACAUCUGCUUCGGAGCCACCUUGUUCUCGUUUUGGGAAAAAUGGAGCUUCCUGGACGGCGCUUACUUCAGCUUCAUCACGCUGAGUACCAUCGGCUUCGGCGAUUUCGUCCCGGGGUCUGCACUCUUCGAACAGGGCGCCACAUCGACCACGGGACAGGCCAAGUUGAUCAUCUGCUGCUUUUACCUGGUCCUGGGACUGGCCAUCAUCGCCAUGUCCUUCAACCUGGUUCAGGAGGAAGUGCUACUCAAAUGCAAGGACCUCGUGCGAAGUCUCAAGAAUCUGGUGUCUUCGGACGAGGCUACAUCAUCGGCGUCUUCUUAGCAGUCCCCACCACAUCUCUUUUUUUUGCACCGGCGCUAUGGACCAUAGUCUCUGCAG